AUGGCAGACAACCACACCACAUGGUUUUACGAAUUUACCCUACUUGGACUGACUGACAAUGUCAAAAGUGAAUUCAUCCUGUUUGUGUUUUUCUUAGUGGUUUAUGUGAUAACAGUUCUAGGCAAUUCUCUCAUGGUCAUUAUUAUAACUCUGUCUUCAUCUCUUCAAUCUCCAAUGUACUUUUUAUUGCGUAAUCUCUCUAUUGUAGAUAUGUGUUAUACCACUUGUACCGUUCCUAAACUUCUUCAAGACUUUUUGUCUGAUGUGAAACGUAUCUCCUUCUUUGGUUGUGUUGCACAGUUAUAUUUCUUUAUAUCUUUUGGAGGGAUUGAAUGUGUCCUGCUUGCUGCUAUGGCAGGUGACCGUUUUGCUGCUAUCUGCAUGCCACUGCGCUACACUGAAGUCAUGAGUUGGAAGAUGUGCACUAUACUUGCUAUAGUAUGCUGGAUUAUUGGUUUUCUCAAUUCUCUUGCUCACACAGUCUUCACAUUUCGGUUACCUUUUUGUAGGUCUAGGUCCCUCAAUCAUUUCUUCUGUGACAUACCCCCACUUCUUGCACUAUCAUGUGCUGAUACUACUAUUAAUGAAGUGGUGGUGUAUACUGCUGGGGGGUCUGUGAUCGUAGGAUCUUUUAUAUUAACUAUAUUGUCAUAUAUUUUUAUUGUCAAAGCAAUUUUGAAAAUAAGGACAGCAACCGGAAGACAGAAAGCAUUUUCAACAUGUGCCUCUCAUCUGGUAACAGUUGUACUUUACUAUGGAACCAUUGUGUUUACAUACAUUCGGCCAACAUCAUCUUAUUCCCUGGACAAAGAUCGUGUUGUCCCGGUUCUAUAUGGAAUCAUUACUCCUAUGCUUAACCCAAUAAUUUAUAGCUUAAGAAAUAAAGAAGUUCAUGGAGCUCUAUCGAAAGUUAUUCUUAGAAAAAAAAUUCGCAAAAUAUCUACUGUGCACUAUACAUAA
Molecule: messenger RNA, 960 nt
Organism: Hyla sarda
Lineage: Eukaryota; Metazoa; Chordata; Amphibia; Anura; Hylidae
Product: olfactory receptor 1019-like
Exons: 1
Coding region: 1-960 (319 amino acids)
Biological process (GO): G protein-coupled receptor signaling pathway
Cellular component (GO): membrane
Molecular function (GO): G protein-coupled receptor activity; olfactory receptor activity
Source: RefSeq, a predicted model, not a curated record